Molecule: messenger RNA, 1119 nt
Organism: Colletotrichum orchidophilum
Lineage: Eukaryota; Fungi; Ascomycota; Sordariomycetes; Glomerellales; Glomerellaceae
Product: alanine dehydrogenase/PNT domain-containing protein
Exons: 9
Coding region: 1-1119 (372 amino acids)
Cellular component (GO): cytoplasm
Molecular function (GO): saccharopine dehydrogenase (NAD+, L-lysine-forming) activity
Source: RefSeq, a predicted model, not a curated record
AUGGCCCAUACGAUCCUUCACCUCCGAUCCGAGACCAAGCCCUUGGAACAUAGGAGCGCACUCACACCUACCACAACUCGCAAGCUAGUCGAGGCCGGUUACGAGGUCAGAGUAGAAAGGAGCCCUGUCCGCAUCUUUGACGAUGCCGAAUUCGAAGCCGCCGGCGCGAGUCUUGUGCCGGAAUAUUCCUGGGAGUCAGCCCCAGAGGACGUGAUCAUCGUUGGUCUCAAGGAGAUCGAGGAGAAAGACUUCCCUCUCAAGCACGUUCACGUCACCUUCCUCCACGUCUACAAGAACCAAGGUGGUUGGGAGAAGACCCUCGGUCGUUUCCCUCGUGGCGGCGGUACUCUUCUCGACUUGGAAUUCUUGGCAAACGAGUCCGGUCGUAGAGUCGCAGCUUUUGGUUUCCACGCUGGCUUCUCCGGCGCGGCUCUGGCUCUUGAGAAUUGGGCAUGGCAGCUCACUCACCCCGGCGAGCCAUUCCCCGCCGUCGAGGCAUAUCCCAAUGAGGAGGCUCUCAUUGUAGAUGUCAAGAAGGCCUUGGCCGAAGGCAUUGCCAAGGCUGGACGCAAGCCCAGAGUCAUCGUGAUCGGUGCUCUUGGUCGUUGCGGCUCUGGUGCUGUUGAAAUGGCCAAGAGAGCCGGUGUCGAGGACAUCAUCCGUUGGGAUAUCGAAGAGACCAAGAAGCCCGGCCCCUACGAGGAGAUCACGAACGCCGACAUUUUUGUCAACUGCAUUUACCUCAGCCAACCUAUACCUCCUUUCCUCAACCGCGAGUCUCUGCAGGCUCCUGGCAGAAACCUCAGCGUGAUUUGCGAUGUUUCUGCUGACACAACCAAUCCCCACAACCCAAUCCCCGUCUACACUGUGGCCACCACCUUUGACAAGCCUACCGUCCCGGUAGAGGGCCUGGAUAACCCGCCCCUGAGCGUCAUCUCCAUUGACCACCUUCCAUCUUUGUUGCCGAGGGAGUCUAGCGAGGCCUUCAGCAACGACCUGCUGCCCACACUCCUGAACCUGAAGGACUGGCGCAAUGAUUCCGUCUGGGCCCGCGCCGAGAAGCUCUUCCAGGACAAGGUCGCCACGCUCCCCGCCGAGCUCCAGAAGAGGGAGGCCUAG